AUGUUCAAGGCCCUAAUGGGCGGGGGCCGCUCGUCUUCAUCCGACGUUCGCAGCUCCAAGAGCAGCCGGCGCAAAUCCGAAAAACCCGACAAAUCCGACACAAGAUCGAUCUCAAGUCGCAAGUCCUCACGGGGUGACGACCGUGACCGCGGCCUGGGUGACUUGUCGUCUUAUUCGCCAUCGGCUUCGCGCAGUAAGCGUGGCCCACCUAGUAUCGCGGGCGACUCCAUCGCAUCAACCUAUGUGACCGCUGAGCCAGAAGCCAUUGAUGAGUCCGAUCGCUACUACAUUGAACGCGCAUUAAAACGCAGAGACAGUGAACGGGAAAGCAAGAGUUAUCGUCGGCGCGACCAGGACCGAUCUGAGAGUCCAGAGCGUGAGAAGAGAAGGAGCCGCCGAGGAACACAAGAUACUCUGGACGAUGAAUUGGAUCGGGAGCGCGAGCGUCGCGAGCGUCCUCGUACCCAGCCAGGGGAUCCGUAUGUGCCCCCGAUCUCCACAAACAUGCCGCCCAGCGCCCCCGGCGGGCAGUUUGCCGCCGAGAUUGGUGCCCCGGGAUUUUCGCAAUUCCCCAUGCAAUACGACACUGGGAUGCCAUCCGCAGGUUACUCGCCAGCGCAUGAAGUUUCAUAUGACCCGCACGUGCAGCACCAAUUUCCCGGCCAGUUUCCAGAGCAAAGUACUGCACCGUAUCCGCCGCCUAACCCCGCUGGCGCUGCAGCGGACUACUAUGGUGAUCAAGGCCAGUCUGUUGAGCACCAGCCCGGCGUUCGACCGGCUCCCCCAAGUGUGCUUCCUAACACUCAAGCGCACUUGAUGGCAGCAUCUCCAUCGGCUAACCCACCCCCAGAGCCCAGUAGCCUGGGAGAGACUGGUGCGGCGGCGACCUAUUUCGACGAUAGCUUCCAUGCUCCAGCACAGCAAGGCCAGCCGCCGGUUGUGUCUUCAUCUAGACCCCCGAAACCAUCCAAGCCUUCGAGUCCCCCGAAGCCUUCAUCAUCGGGCGUUCUUCCUGCUGCCGCUAUUGGAGCUGCGGCUUAUGGCAUUGGUGGUAUGAUGUCUCAUUCUGAGUCGCAUUCCGCCGCGCAGCACACUACUUUGUACACUCAGCAGGGCCAGCCAGCGGUACACGGCCAGCCAAUGGUACACAACCAGUCAAUGGGAUACGAUCAGCCAAUGGCAAGCAGCAGCCACCAGCCUCCCUCCAAGCCAACCCACUCUCAUAGCUUCAGUGAAGGGGUCGGUAUUGCGGCUGCAGGUGCUGCAACAGGGUACAUGAUGGGUCAUCACCAUCACUCCUCCAGCCCCGAGCACGCACCACAAUACGCUUUCCAGCACGGGCAAUCUUCUCAAGUUGGUGGUAUGUUACCGUAUGCCCCUGGGCACAAUAAUGCUUUGUAUGCUGGAGGCGCAGGAGGGUACGCUGCCCAGGCUACCUACAACCCAGGCUUCUAUCCUCAUGGACCCAGCUCGCUAGCUUUCCAAGAGCGUCAGCGUGGCGCCAUGGGAAGAUUCGUUGAUUUCUGGCGUGACCCCGAGGCCGUUGGAAGAUUCGAGGACUAUACAGAAAGUAUCGGUGUGUGCAAAUACUGUUUCCAACCUGGCACGAGCUCCGUCGAUGCCCCUCGCAAGCACCAUUAUAAUAGCCGCCGCCGACACUCCGACGAUCGGCGGAGCAGUGGUAGCUCCAGAGUCAGCAAAAUUAGCCGAUAUAAUUCCUCUGAAGAUGAGAGCCGCCGACGGUCAAAGUCUAAGAAAUCUUCCUCGUGGCUGCCAGGCAUGCUGGCCGGUUAUGCGACCAAGUCGCUCUUCUCGAGCAAGGAGUUUGACGAUUCUUACAGCCUUCGCUCAGGCCGAGUAGCCUCCUCCCAUGGGGAAGAAGAUGACCGAAGGAGCCAUACCUCUCGUGGUGUGACCCGUCGUUCUGGCCGCAGUCCUCACAGAGAACAUUACGUAGACUCCAAGCAUGCGUCGCAUUCUGGACAUUCUCGGUACACACGCUCCAGAUCGCGGUCUUCCUCUCGAUCUGGCCGGCAUUCCUAUUUGAAGGAGGCCGCACUCGGUGCCGCAGUGGGCGGGGCUGCGCUGGCUGUUUCAAAAUCGCGUAACCGCUCCCGAAGUCGUUCUCCUGGAAGACGACAGAGCCGAAAGGACUCGUCCUCAUCAUCGUCCUUUGUCCAUCAUGCUAAGCCCGGCAAGAAGUCCAUCGCUGGUGGUAUCGGGUCUUUCUUUACUGCUUCUUCUGAGAACAGGAAGAAACGUCACACCAAGAAGCGGAGCGGUUUCUUCUCUUUCAAGAGUGGCUCUUCAUCCUCUUCAUUGGAUAAUGACCUUGCUUUUGGAGAUGGAUUUUCGAAGAAGUCCUCCAAGCUUAAGAAGAAGGGCAAGAAGGGUAAAGAUGUCGAUACCGCUUUGCAAGAACUCAGCGACACCGCAACCCGGUUGGCUGGCUCCUCGCCCCACGGUCCCGGCCGCACUUCAGGCCAGAUGUACACAGCUCGAUCUCGACAGUCCAAAUACGCCCACUCUACCACACAGGACGAAGAAUGGGUCGAUGCCGAGUCGGACGACCAGUCUUCUUCAAGUAUUAGCUCUGCGCUCGCCUUCGGAGGAAGCAGCGCUGAGUCCUCCUCUGACUCUGCUAGCAGCAAAUGGGGCUGGAGAUGGGGAAGCAAGAAGGACAAGAAGAAGGACAAGCGGUCGAGUGCCACGAAUGCCGCUCUGGUAGCUGGCGCUGGCGCUAUUGGAGCCGCUGCAAUUUCUUCCGCUCGUCACCGUGAUAGUGAGCCCCCGAGUAGAUCUGGGAGCUUGCAACAUGUUUACCCAAUGCCUACGUCUGACCCCUCUCGCUUUGAUGUUGCGAAGAUGUCCCCAUCGGUUUCUGCCGGGGAACCAACUCUCAUCCGGCCGGGACCCAUUCCCCUUCAGCAGCCUCAGCCCUUUACCCCUGUCUCUCAAUCAGUGUAUACUACCCAGGGAGCUGUGCCAGUAUCGAUCCCUGUAUACAGUGCCCCAGCAGUCCCAGUAGCCCCACCAUUUUUCGCCAAUGGGGUUGACCACUACGGCUCGCAGUUCCGAGGCCCUCGGGAUCCAGCAUGGGCACCAGAAGAGCCACCAUACGUUGACCGCCGGAGACCUCAUCGCAGUGAUUCCUCUCCUGUUUUCCCCACCCAGGAAACUGCUUCCAGCCUCAAGCGCCGGUUCACUGCUAAGGAUCAAGCCUCCGUGCAAUUCAACUUGACAGAAGAGCAAGCAGAGAGGGAACGCCAUCUUACCCGUCGUGACAAGAACUCCCGGGGUGAAGUUGCUGAUCAACCAGUUCAACUCAUUGACCGAGAGGAAGAGCUAGCCCGCAAGGAAACCGAGCGCCAAGAGCGCCGCCGAAGGGAGCGAGAGGAUGAAGAGCGCCGGUAUGCUGAUGACAAAGGAAAGGACUCAUCCUGGGUUGGUGCAGUGGCUGCCGGAGCUGUUGGCGCGGCUGCUGCCAGCACUAUUCUCUCUCGCAAGACAGAUGACGAUGAAGCCUCUGAAGCCAGUCAGCGGUACAAUGAGCGCCGAGAGAAGCGCCGCGCUGAGCGGAAGCGCGAUAUGGAUACGGUGUCAGAUACUUCCGUCGUGUCGCGCUUCGAUGAAAAGGUGACUACGGUGGAACCUCGCGAAGACCAGAAGAAAUGUUCUCCUCGCUCUCCCCGUCAAGCACCUGUUUACGACGAUUACGCAGAAUUUUACGCCCCGGAAGAGAUACGACACAGCGCAGAUGACCAUGCUCGCAGCGGCGACUCCACUAAUAUGCCCACAAUUGUGGAGAUAGAGCCGGCCAGCGAACGUGCACAUGAGGAGCCUGCGCCUGCAGAGCUAGAUUAUUCAUAUGAACCCUAUCAACACGUGGAUCGGCUCCCAUGGCCAGUCCCUGGGCUUAACUUCAUUGAGCCGACCCCUCCCCAGAGCGUGCACGGUGGCUCCGUACGCGACGCUACCUCCCCAACCGCCCCUGUAACUAAAUCUUAUGAUACCAAGCCUCGCGAACGACCGCCCGGCUCUCGGGUCUCCUGGGGUGAACAUGAAACUCAUGAAUACGAGAUCCCCUCUUCUUCUGAACAGGAUCCUCUUGAGAAUGACAUUUCCCCUACCGAAAUUUCAGCCAAGGAUGUUCCUCUCCCGGCAUCCGAGAUAUCCCAAAUCAAGGAUAUCCCCAGCAAACCGGAGUACGGCGCCGACAUUGAAUUCGCUGCCACAAUCGCUGCUGCGACUGCCGCAGCCGGGUUCGAUCCCACUCUGGUCACAAACGACCCAUCUUACCACACCCGCACUUCCCCUCCUGGGUCGGAGGAUGAACACACGUUUACCUCGCCCUGGUCUGCGUCGGCUCGGAAGGAGCCCCACGGCUUCGUGGAAGGCGAGCUUGAAGAAAUUGACCCCAAGUCUACUAAGGAUAUCCCUUCCGCUCCCGAGCACGCGGUCCAUAACAAGGAUGAGCUUUUCUUCGACGAGCCGGAAUUCUUCUCAACAGAUCGGGACAUUUUGUCGGGACGCCGUGACAAAUCCUCGAUCGCCCAGGAGGUAAUCGAGCAGCUGAAUGGCAAAUAUGGCAAGCGCGACCGUACCGCUUCACCCGAAAAAGACGUAGAUGUCUUCUCGAUGCCUGGUGGCUUUGACACAGCCGACUCCAGAGAGUUAGUUGACAAUAGAUCCGCGGUCUCGGCGCCGGCGCCUGUUGCUAUGGACCCAGAGACCCCGACCAAGUCCAUGUCUAAGAAGUCGAGGCGGAGUGGGGAUUUCUUCGAUCUCCCCGAGUUCCAAGAGCGCGAACAGGUGGAGUCUGUUGUUUUGAAGGAUGAGCCAUCGAAGUCCCGCAAAUCCCGGCGCAGCGGCGACGACUUUGAGAUUUACGAGUCACCGGAGGCAUCUCCAUCCCCGGAUGACUCUUAUUCGGUUGUCUCUGCUCCUGUCUCAAAGGAUGAAAAAUCCAAAUCAAAGUCCAGGAAGUCCACGAGCAGUGGUGAUGACUUCGGCAUUGCUGACUACCCGGAUUCAGUGGUUCCUGAGUCUCGUGAUGAUUCAUUCUCUGUUAUCUCUGCUCCUGUUUCGAAAGACGAGACAUCCAAGCCCAAGUCCCGCAAAUCUCGACGGAGCGGCGACGACUUCGAGAUCUACGAGUCGCGCGAACCAUCUGAAUCUCGGGAUGACAUGCGCUCGGUUACCUCUACUCCUGCUGGCUACGAGUACGAGUCGUCCAAGUCAGGAAAAUCCGGACGCGGUGGGAAUGACUACGAUAUUCCCAGAUCGCGAGACAUCUCCGAGUCUCUUGACGAUAACCGGUCUGUCUUCUCUGCACCUGUGUCCAAAGAUGAAACCAGUAAAUCUCGCCGGUCUCGACGUAGCGGAGAUGACUUUGAUAUCUCAAGAUCGCGGGAUGUGUCUGAGUCUCGUGAUGAACCUCGCUCUGUCGUCUCUGAACCAGCCAACUAUCGAAAGUCUCGUCGCAGCGGCGAUGAUUUCGACCCCCGCCGUGAUGCCGAAGCUGUUCCUGACGACGAGGAAGGUGGCGAGGAGAAGAAGAGACGCCGCAAGCGUCGAUCCAAGCAUGAGAAUGACCCCUUCUCUGUUGAUGAUGAUGCCCGCUCUGCUAUUACAGACAUUGGAGACGACAAGUCUGAGCGCCGCAAGCAUCGGCACCGCUCAUCCCGGGAAGCUGACUUUGAUGACAAUGCGUCUAUAACCUCUUCUCCAGCUCGGAUUGACGAAUCCCGGGAGAAGCGCCGAGGCAAGGAUGAAAAAGAAAAGAGCGGUGGCUUUUUGAGAAGCAUUUUCGGCUCGCAGGUAUCGGCCCCAGCUGAGCGUGUUCGGCCCGACCAUUCUCGCUCUUCCUCGCUGGACAAGCGAUCAUCCCGCGAGGCCAUAUCUGAAGCUGGUGUUGAGGAUGAACGCCGUCGCCAUAAGAAGCGUUCUUCUAAGCACCGCAGCUCCAGCAAUGGAGAUGAAUUGGAUCGCUACAUGUCGGACAAGGAGAAGAGUCAGGAUGACCCAAACCUGGAGGAGUACAGGUCCAGUAGGCAACAAAAGGAAGAGCGGCGUCGUCAUCGGUACGAGGAAAUCGUGGAUUCAGGAAGGAAACGGGAAUCUGAGAAGGACUAUAGUGCCAACUUCGACGAGGAAUCUUUUUUAAGGGAGCGCCCUGAAAUUCUAGCAGAGCGCGAAGAUUAUGCUUCGUGGCUUCCAGCAUCAGCGGAUAGCGCAGCUGUACUCGCUGCAACAUCAGGACUGAAUGAGAUCUCGCAGAGGCCCCGGAGCCACUCAGCCUCUCCCCCAGUCACAGAGAAGACACUUGACUUGACCCCAAAGUCUUUGAGCCGCCCCGCUUCACCUGAAACAAGCCACCCACAUGGGUCCCGAUCCCCCAAGCAACGCCGACACUCCGUGGCUAAGUCCACCAUAGAAUCACCCACAGCCGUGCCUCUCCACUUCCGCCGACCCCCAACCUCCCCAAGCCUAGCGCGCGCAGUCCCCGAUGAACAAUCCGCCCCUGUCGCCUCCCCCGGCUCCCCAAGCCAGCAACGCAACCGCCGGUCAUCCGAGUUCCGAAACUCGCGCGAGAUUCGCCCUCUAUGGCUUGUCGAGCGCCAUGGUCUGACCAAGGGCGAACCCGAGGCUGAGGAUCCCUUACCAUCGCUCCCAUCCAGCAAGAACUCCUCUCGCGUCCCGUCAGUAGAGGACCUAAAAUCCCUCCGCGACGACGACGGCCUUAAGACCUGGGAGCAUGUAGAUCUGAGCCACUCAAUUAUGGAAAACCAGAGGCCGACCGGUCUGACGAUUUUCACUGACCAUGCAAACGAAAGCCAUGAUAGAGACCUUGAUCUCCUCGGCUCGCAGCACCCCACGCCUACCGCUGACCACUUCCAAGACGCAGAGUCCAGGAAGGAGAGGCCCAGGUAUGAAUUCCACUCUCCUUCUGAGCUCCUGCGGGACCCCGCUGUUCUAGACGAGUUGCCUCCUUCGCCUACGCUGGACGCUCUGCCUUCUGCAGAGGGCUCCAUGGUUGGCGUUGGCUCCAGGGAGCAAGAAACGCAACGUGCUCUUGACGCUCUCGAGGGCGUGUCCCGCCCUCAGCACGAGCCGGACACUCCGACUCAAGAGAAGAAUUUGUUCUUCAGCGGCGCUGCGGACUUUGCCAAUGUUGUCGGUGCAGCUGCCAUUGCUGCCACCAGGGAGCAUGAUGAGUCACGCUCCUUGGCUGCAGAUGAAUCUGCCAAGACCCACGGCUUCAGCGAUGUUGUUAAUGCAGCGAUCGCUGGUGAUCGUUCCCCUCACGACUAUGACAAGGCACCUGUCGAUGAGGAGGCGCCUAGUGAGCCCAUUACUGCCAUCGAAGAGAACGUUCCCGCUGCACUUGAGUUUGCGCACCCAGAGACGGAUGCAGCCAGGGAAUUUGUUCCUGAAUUGACUGAACAGCCUGUUGAGUCUUCUGAUAUCCACACUCAGCUCAAGACAGACGUCGGUGCCGAUGAGGGCGCGGCUACCCAGUCUUCUAAGAAGAAGACCAAGAAGAAGAAGGGCAAGAAAAACCAGGCCCAAAAUGCGGAGCUCGAAGCCUCCGAGGAGCCGCUCGCGCAGGAAGAUUUAUCCAAGGAGCUGGUACAGGACCCUGCUGUUGACGCGCCUGUGGUCGAAGCUGUUUCUGCCCAGACCAAGGUUGCUGUUCCCAGGCAAUCUCAACCCGAGUCUUUUGAAAGAUCCCGCGAGCUUGAACUUGAGCAUGUGGUAGAAGCUGCUGCUGUUGACCCCGCACCUAUCGAGAGCGCCCCAGGUGAGCCCGAGGUUGUUAUUCCUGAGCAAUCUGAGUUUGAGCUUGAGCCUUUGGUUGCAGCAACUCAAGAACCAGACGUUGCCACUGCUCCUGACUCCGAACCUACUCAGGUUACGCCUAUCGACACACAACAGGUGGAGGACACUGCAUCAUCGGCUAAAAAGGCCAGGCGCGACAGGAAGAAGCAGAAGAGGCAAUCUAAAAAUGCAUCUACUGUUGAAGAGCCUGCAGAUGAUACUUCUGCCUCCAAGGACAUUGUGGGCCAGCAUGAAGACAAAGUACCUGUGCCUACUGAAGAGAUUAUGGCUGCAUCCUUGCCCGAUGAUAUUGCCAUUUCUACUGAACUUGCUGAGAGCACCCCUGACCAGACCGCGACCCCAUUAGCUGUCACUGAUGCCGAGCAACCUCCAAACCAACAGGAACCCGAAGAGCUGGCUCAACCUGUGGAACAGGUAUCUACUGAAGAAUCCGUCCUACCUGUUUUCGAAGAUCGUAGUCUACCCGUUCAGGAAGAGCAGACCCCAGACCCUGUUUUCACCGACGCGAAUGAAACCCAAACUCCCAGUGCGAAUCAACCAGAAGCGGAAGAACUAUCCCGCAGCUUGAAAGAGAUUGAGAAGCCAAUUGAAGAGUCUGCUCCAGAGGCCCCUCUCGAUCACACCACCACUCAAAGUCCUGAAAUACCCAAAGAAGACACCGAAGGCGAAGACAACUUUGAAGAGGCUGUUGAAGAACAGAUGCCACAGCCCGCCGAAGAGAAGGAGGAGCCUGUACCUGAGCCUCCCAUUGAAGUGGCUGCAGAUUCCCCCGCAGAGGCUUCGGAAACAAAGGCGGAGAAGCGGAAAAACAAGAAGAAUCGCAAAUCCACUACCGUCGAAGAGCCUGAGAUUUCCGCUGAAACGUCCGCUCCCGAGACUGAAUCCCAGCCAGAAAUCAAACAGCUCGAACCUGAGCAAUCAGUUGUUGUCGAUCCUGCGGAUACCCAAUCCCCUCCAAUUGGCGGUGAAGCCUUAGCUUCUGAUCUUAAACAUCUUGAACAACCGGCCAAGGAUGUCGACCAACACUUCGAACCCACCGCUGAAGGGCCUGCAGCUACCCAAGAGCAGGAGCAAGUCCCAUUGGAGGCCGACGUGGAUGUAACACCUGUCGCGACCGACCCAGUGGGACCCACGGGGCCAUCCGAUGAACUGUCAGAGCCAGUCGUCGUCGAGGAUCAGCCUAAGGCUGAAUUCCCCGAUCCUGCUGAGGAUGCUUCUCGUGAAAUCCCACAGACUUCUGCUGUUGAGACCCAACCCGAAACUGAAGUUCACGCUGACCCUCAAGUUGAAGUUGAAGCCGAGCCUGAAGUCGCCUUGACUGCGGCUCAGAAGAAAAAGGCCAAGAAGAAUAAGAAGAAGGGCAAGCAGAGUGAAUAUUCUAUUCCUGACGACGAGAAGCCUGCUGAGUCUACUUCGCUGGCACCUGAAAUUGAGACUUCCGCCGAAGAUAUAGCCAAGGAAACCCCUCUUAUUACUGAAGAGGCACCGGUGGAUGCGCCUCAGCAAGUAAGCGAGAUGAAACUGCCCGUCGAAGUCAAACAAUUGCUUGAGCCCGAACAACUCCCUGAGCCUGAACAAAUUUCUGAGGUUGAACCGCCCCAGGGAGAACUAUCUCCUGGCCCUCUUCCAGAACCAAUGGCAGAGGUAAUAGAGGCAGAGACACCCAAGGAAGAGCCCAUCGCACCAGAGGAGCAGCCCAAAGCUGAAGAAACUCCUGCCGAGCCGGAGGUCCCUAUGACCGCCGCGGAGAGGAAGAAGGCGAAGAAGGCGAAGAAGAAGCAGCAGCAGCAGCAGCAGCAAAAUGAGCAAGAAGACAGCAUUGGAUCUGUUCCUGAAGACAUCAAGCCCGUUGAGACUGUGCCUACGCCCGAUGUCGAAUCCGCCGAGUCAAGCAAGGAUAUUGCACCUGCUGCGGAAAUUGAUGAUGUUGCCCUAGUGGACCUCCCUGCAGCUGUGUCUUCCGAGCAUGCUGAGACCGAACCGGAUUUUGCGCUUACAUCCACAAACGAGCCCGAGGCGGCUCCAGUCACUGAAGAUCCUCUUCUGCCAAUCAAUAGCCAGACUAUCGAGCUAACCAGACAUAUCGAUCCUCCCGCUGAGGCCGAGCUCCCGGUAGAAGCCGCUGCCCCAUCGUCUCAAAUUGAGGCCUCCGAAGCAAUCGCCAAUGUUCCACUUGUAUUGGAAGAGCUCGCCGCUCCUGUCCAACAGGUCGAUGCCUUUAAGCCAGAGGAGCCGAAGACUGAGGAUACGACCCCUGCGCCGACAGAGGAACCUUCGGUUGACGUUGCAGAGAUCGAUGCCCCCAAAGAACAAGAACAAUCCCCUGAACCCGAGAUUUCAAUGACUGCUGCCGAGAGGAAGAAGGCUAAGAAAAACAAGAAGAAGCAGCAGAAGCAAGAGUCCGUGCAGCUUGAUGAGCAGCCCACGCGUGAGGCUGAGCCUACUUCUACUGAGGAAAAGAGUGGUGAAAUUGUGCCCGAGACUGAGGCCUCUCCCGCCGGAGAAGCUGUUGCGGGUGUUGAUGAGCCCUCAAAAUCCGAGGCAGCCUGCGACCUUGAACCCGAGACCACGGAACAAGCUCAGGAUGUGGCAAUUAUUGACUCCGAACUUGCUCCCGAGGCACCCACAGACGAGCCUAUUUCUACCCCAGAGAUUGCUGAACAAGCUAUUGAUGUUCAAUAUGUAGACAAGGAAUCUGUCCCAGAGCAUACGGUUGAAGUUUCUUCCACGGAAGAGCCCCAGGAAGAACAAAAGCUUGAUUCAGCCGUCAGCGAGGAGCCUGCCUUAGACAAGCCUCUCGAUGAGAAGCCCGCAGAGUCUGCGACAGAGCCAGUUGUGGAGGAGACUCAGCCUGCGGAGUCCACACCAAGUCCAGUGGUGGAUCAGGGAGAAGAUGAACAGUCGGCAACUUCUUCCAAGUCGAAGAAGAAGAAAAAGAACAAGAAGAAUCGCCAAUCAGUUGCCGCUGAAGAGGAACAGCCUGCACUCGCUGAGGAGGAGUCCAAUGUUGUCCCUGCCGAGGAAGAGGUUAAGCUUGCCCCCGCCGAAGACGAGCCUGCACCUGUGCCUGCCGAGAGUGAAUCCACUAAACCGCCAUCUCAACAGCCUGAACAGCCUUCUCAUAAAGACUGGGAGACUGCUAUUGUGACGGAAGAGGCGCCUAGGGCCGAAGAGCCCUCCCCGGGAGAGACCACGCAGCUAGAGGCCCCUGCCGAUGCUCCUGUUGAUUCAGCCGCUAUUGAGGCCGCUGAAGAGGCAUCAAUGACUCCUGCACAGAAGCGGAAGGCUAAGAAAGAUAAGAAAAAGCGUCAAUCAGUUGCCGCGGAAGAGGAGCAGCCUGCACCCACCGAAGAAGAGCCUAGACCUGUGCCUGCUGAGAGUGAACCCACCGAACUAACGCCAUCUCAAGAGGGUGAACAACCUUCUCCUGAUAAAGACGCGGAGACUGCUAUUACGACGGAAGAGGCGCCUAGGGCCGAAGAGCCCUCUCCGGAAGAGACCGCGCAACUAGAGGCUCCUGCCGAUGCUCCUGUUGAUUCAGCCGCUAUUGAGGCCGCUGAAGAGGCAUCAAUGACUCCUGCUCAGAAGCGGAAGGCCAAGAAAGAUAAGAAAAAGCGUCAAUCAGUUGCCGCGGAAGAGGAGCAGCCUGCACCCACCGAAGAAGAGCCUAGACCUGUGCCUGCUGAGAGUGAACCCACCGAACUAACGCCAUCUCAAGAGGGUGAACAACCUUCUCCUGAUAAAGACGCGGAGACUGCUAUUACGACGGAAGAGGCGCCUAGGGCCGAAGAGCCCUCUCCGGAAGAGACCGCGCAACUAGAGGCUCCUGCCGAUGCUCCUGUCGAUUCAGCCGCUACCGAGGCCGUUGAAGAGGCAUCAAUGACUCCUGCACAGAAGCGGAAGGCUAAGAAAGAUAAGAAAAAGCGUCAAUCAGUUGCCGCGGAAGAGGAGCAGCCUACACCCGCCGAGGAGGAGUCUAAGGCCGUUCCCACUGAGGAAGAGGUCAAGCUUGCACCCGCCGAAGACGAACCCACACCUGUGCCUGCCGAGAGUGAAUCCACUGAACUAGCGCCAUCUCAAGAGGUUGACCAGACUUCUCCCAAUCAAGUCGCGGAGAUCCCUAUUGUGACGGAAGAGGCGCCUAAGGCGGAUGCCUCCCUAGAAGAGACUUCGCAGCCAGAGGUCUCUGCCGAUGUAGCCGCCACCGAGGCGGCUGAAGAGGCAUCAAUGACUCCUGCCCAGAAACGGAAGGCCAAGAAAGAUAAGAAAAAGCGCCAAUCCGUUGUUGCCGAAGAGGAACAGUCUAUGCCUCUUGAGGAGUCCAAGCCUGAACUAGCCAAGGAAGAGGUCAAACUUGCACCCGCCGAAGAGGAGACCACGCCGGAAUCUGUCCAGAGAGAGCUCGCGGAGCCUAACUCGGCUCCGGAAAACGAACAGCCCACUGUCGACAAAGAUGCACAGACUCCUAUUAUGACAGAAGAAGCGCCUAAUAUCGAAGAGCCAUCUCCGGAAGCGACUUCUCAGCCAAAUGCUUCUGCUGAUGCAGCCGCCACUGAGGCUGCCGAAGAGGCAUCAAUGACUCCUGCUCAAAAGCGGAAGGCCAAGAAAGAUAAGAAAAAGCGCCAAUCAGUUGUCGCCGAAGAGGAACAGUCUGUGCCUCUUGAGGAGUCCAAGCCCAGACUAGCCGAGGAAGAGGUCAAACUUGCACCAGCCGAAGAGGAAUCUAAGCCUGAAUCCGCCCCAGAAGAGUCCACUGAGCCUGAGCCGACUCAUGAAUCCGAACAGCCAAUUGUCGACAAAGAUGUGCCGCCUCCUAUUAUGACAGAAGAGGUGCCCAGUGCCGAAGAGCCCGCUCCCGAAGAGGGUCAACAGCAGGAUGCAGCUGCUACCGAGGCCGCCGUGGAGGAGACAACGACUGCCGCACAGAAAAAGAAGGCCAAGAAGGACAAGAAGAAGCAACGCAAGUCUGUUGCUUUUAACGAUGAUGUCACUCCAGCCGAACAGCUGAAUCUAGAGCAGGGUUCCCCUGUACCUGAAGACAAGGUUAAAUCUCAAGAUGCUCCGGCUGAGUUGGUUAUCUCUGAAGAAUCAGCCAAGGUGCUGUCAUUGACUGAAGAAGUCCCCGAGACUGCUGCUGAAGGGAAAGUCUUGGAGAAGACAGAAGAACCCGCUUCCUUGGAACAAAACAAGGAGAUCACCGAGAAUGAGCCAAUCUCAACUGCUGCGCCCGGUAGCAUUUCUGUUGAAGUCGAGGGGACAAAUUCCGCAGCGGAGUUGCCAGAGCAGCCGGAACAAGAGUCCCAGACUCCCUCAGAGCCCCAGUCGCCAAGUGCACAAGAGCCCGAAGUUGCCUUGACUGCGGCGCAAAAAAAGAAGGCGAAGAAGAAUAAGAAGAAGGCCAAGUCUACAGACUUGGCCGACACCGCCCCUGCUGCCACAGACGCAGCGCAGGAAUCUGAGCCUAAAUCUGAGCCCAAAUCCGAGCCCAUUGUUCAAACUUCGACUGAUGCUCCGGCUGAGCCCCCAGAGUUGCAAAAUUAUUUAUCCUCUGAGCCAGCACAGCCCGCAGAAGUCCUGGAGCAAGAAAAUACGAUCGAGCCUGAGGCUCCUAAGGCGGAGGAACUCGAGGCAACAGGAAGCGUAUCUGACGAUGUGCCAGAGGAAACUCCUGGCGUCGAGGAGACCGGCAAUGAGCCACUGGCCACUGAAGUGAUUGUCGAUGCCGAGCCAACUCACUCCCAGAAAGCAGAGGCGAUUACCUCUGCUGCUGCUGAGCCGACCGAAGAAGAAGCUGGUAUGUCAACCAAGGAGCGACGCAAAGCUGCCAAGAAAGCGAAGAAACGCCAGUCCAAGAAUGUCGACGCCGAUAACGACGCCGCAACAUCCGAUUCGCCCUCUGCCCCGGCGACCGAGCCUGCUACACCCAUUGAAGCGGUCAACAGCGUCGAAAAGGUCCUCACCUCGACGGACACAGACGCUCCUGGACUUUCAGCCGUACCGGCGUCCUCGCCUGCGGAACAUGACGGUAAAGAAAAUCAGUCCCACGCCAUAGAAACUUACGACGCCACGGCGCAAGAUACGGCCUCGACUGAUAAAUACAUGUCUUCGCAGGUAGAGCAGACGCCGAUAGAGAGUCCUUUUUUAGAUUAUCCUCCCCAGCCCGUGCUUGAGCGUUCAGUUGAUUCCGGCGAGUUGGUGGAGGUAAAUGCUCAGCAGGAGGGCGAUCUCGCCCCAACUGCACGGGAGCCAGAGGGGGUUGUUGAUGGUGAGAAUGUUGAGGAGAAAUCGUCUGUGCCGGAAGCAGGCGAUCUUUCCGCGGAGAAAGAGAUUGAAGAGACGCCUGUGGAUACGCCGAUUGAUGUUGUUACUGAGGCACAGACACAAGAAUCGCCUGUGGAGGAGGAAGCUUCUGAGACAGCUGUCUCGAAGAAGCAGAAGAAGAAAAACAAAAAGAAAAGCAAAAAUCAAGAGGAGGAAGCUGCAGCCCCUGAGCCUGAGAUCUCUACCAUAGAGGAAAAGGAGCAACCUGAAGCUGCGCCUUUGGUUGAGGCCGAGCCCCAGCCGGAGGUAAAGGAACUCAUUGAGCCUGAGCUUAUUGUUGAGGCCCAACAAGUUCCAGUUCCAGUUCCAGUUCCAGUUCCAGUUCCAGUUCCAGAGGAGCAACCGGCAGAUUAUUCACAGGGAAUCGAAGAGCCUGCCAUUGUCCUGAUAACCGAGGAUAUUGAUGACACCAAAGAAAUCAGUGUCCCGGAAGUCGAGGCCGUUGCUCCUCCUACUGAAGAGCUAGACACAACCGCUGCUCCAAAGAAAAAGAGCAGGAAGGACAAGAAGAAGCAAGGCCAAUCAAUUCUUGCUCAAGAACCCGAGGCCGAGGCUGCAACGGAGUCAGCUCCUGGCGAGAUUGUCACGCAAGAUGAGCCUGUCACUGGCGCAGAUGAGCCUACAGUGCAGCCUGUUGAUGCCGUCGAGGACGCCGCAAAGGACGCCGCAAAGGAUCUGGUAACGUCUUCUGAGGACACCGAACAACAUAUUCCAAGCCAAGAAAUAGAAAGCGGAAAGCACUCCCUUGAACUUCCAUCCACUGAAUCGAAGAUUGAGGAAGAAGACAAGCCGAUCGAGGAAGCUACCGAAACACCGGCAGAGAUCCCAGAUGACAAGCAGCCUAGCGAACAAGCGCCGCCUGAAGCUGCCCCUGAGCCAGAAGUGGAAUCCGCGACUGUCCCCAAGAAGAUGAGCAAGAAAGAGAAGAAGAAGGCCGCCGCCGCCGCCGCCGCCCUUCUGGAGGAAGAAAAACUUGUCGAGUCACAGCCUGCACCCGAGGAGCCCUCAACAAUUACUCCCCAACCCCUAGGGGAAGUGGUGGAGCAGCAUAUCGCUCAAGAGCCGCAGCCGUCAGAGACUGAGGACAAGCCUCAAUAUGAGGUAGAGAAGAGCAUUGACGAAAUGGCAGGACUGACAACUUCCGAGCCGAAGGAAGAUGUCCUGGAGCAGCCUGUUGAGGCACCCAAUUCUACCGAGCCUCUCGAAUUUGAGGAGAAACCCGAGGGGUUUACAAAAGAACUAGUUGAGGAGCCAUCUGCGGUCGAUACUAUUACUCGGACGAUGUCAAAGAAGGACAAGAAAAAGGCCAAGAAACAAGGCAAGCAAGAAGUUAUUGAGCCGACUUCCCGUCCGACCGAUGAUCAUAUCCCUACCACCGAGCCUGCAACUGCAGAGGAUGCUCCUGAACCGGAGGCAACUAUUGAGGAUACCCUAACAGAGCUUGUCCCUACCACCGAUCUCGCGACUACAGAAGCUGCUAUUGAGCUAGAGGCGACUCCUGAUGAGACCCCAACUGAGACUGUUCCUGAGCCUGAGUCCAUUGCCCGGGAAGAACUCCAGGAGGCCCCUAAGCCCGAGCCUGAGAGCAUCGAGACGCCAGCUCUCGAAGGAUUUAGCAUCGUAUCGGAAGACAAACAACCACCAGAAAAGGAAAACAAUGAGGCAGUCGUCUCUCUGGACACACUUGAUACGACAUCACCCGCAGAACCCACUGGCCAAGACACCAACAGUGAGCCCCUUGACCUCGAGGCUCCUGCUGAGCACAACGACAAGGAAGAUGAGGCUCAAGUUGGGGCCGAUGCACGAAACAUUGAGAAAACAGCUGAUCUCGAGGUCGCCGAGAGCCUCAUUAAAGACCAAACCGGAGAAACUGAAGUGAUGCAGGCUCUCUCCAAGAAGAUAUCAAAGAAGGACAAGCGCAAGGCCAAGAAGAGUGCUGGAGUCAACAAAGAAGUCUCGACUGAACAACAAGAAGAGACACAAGCUGAUGUGGCUGAGCUGCCCACAGAAUAUGAGAUCCAGCCGACAGAGCCUGUCGUGGAGCAAGCAAUUCUCAAGGAACCUGAACAUGCUGCAGAACCUCAGCCUAGACCGGAGCGAGAGUUGCCAAUUGAGGGCCCCCUUCCGGUUGAACACCAGCCUAUACUCGAGUCAGAAGUUCAGGCUGAGCCUACGCAACCCGACGCAGAACCCGUUGUUGGCGAGGAACUUCCUCUUUCACGCAAGUCCUCAAAGAAGAAGGCCAAGAAGGCCCAAAAGGCUAACAAAUCCCUGGAUAUUGAGCCUCCGGCUGAAAAUGCGAUUGACGCGGACCAGCAUGCCACCAUUGUGCCAUUCGAAGAUGACCACUCCAAGGCACAAGUCACAGAAAUGCCAGACGAUAAUUUGCCCCACGAAGAAGACUGGCCGGCAAUUGACUGGCAGGCCAAGUUCGAAGAGUCCCAGAGAUUAAGAGAAGCGGAGCCUGACCCUGAGCCGGACAUUCCACCUCCCGAGCCGGAGAUUAUUGGAGAAUUUGUUGAAUCUUCAUUCCCCGAGGUAUUGGAAGAGGUAGAAGAAGCUCCAGAGGAAGAUUCUUGGGCCUUGCUGAGCAAAAAAGACAAGAAGAAGGCCAAGAAGAACAAGAAGCAGUCACAAGAAGCUGCACCGGAACCCGAGGAGCCUUCCCUGGAACCCUUGAAUGACAAAGAGAUCGAACCGCCUGCUCGAACGACUACUCCCGGUGGAUCUAAGAUUGCCAACUUAUUUCCCGGCCUCGAGCGUGCGGGAUUUCGGCGAUCAGCUUUGGACCAGCCAACACCGUCGCUAAAAGAUAGUGCUGAGGAUGAGACAACAAAGUUGGAAGCGAAUCGCGAUAUCGCGAUCCCUGUCUCGGAAGCACCCCUAGCGACCACUGAAACCAAAGAAAUUCGCCAAGAUUUCACCUCUGAGCUGCCCAGCAGACUUGAAAGACAAAUUGAGGCUACAAUCUCGGAACUGAGCGCUCACUCCGAACCUCCUACUACUACGGAGAAUGAUUCAACCAGGGAGCCAGACCUGCCGACGCAAGGCGAAAGGUCCUUGGAUGCCCCAUUGAUGUUGUCAAUGAAGCCCUCCAAUGAACGGACUCGUACCGAUGAACCUUCUUCUCCUACGCAUCUUCCACCCCGGGCGGAAGCUGGAGAGGAACUUUGUGAACUACGCCGAUCACCAUCAAUCCAUGGACGGCACCAGCAUCCACCCCGAACAUGGAGUUUGGAUGAACCUUCUCUACCAGCUCUUGCCCCAUCACCUCCUCGAUCACUCUUUGGACCGAUUGACGAUGUGCGACCUCGGACUCCGCUUGAUACAAUUGCGGAACAAGAACCACGGGGUGAUCAGGGAGGGACGGCUCGUCGGACUCCCCGUCUGGAAAUGAAGCCCGAACAUGUCUUACCUCGACCUCAAACACCAGUCCGGAAAUUUACAGACAAUGCCUUUGAUCGAGAAGCUUGGCCCACAGACAAGGAUUUCAAAGAAAUUCCCAAGACACCUGAAGGGCCAAUUUUAAAGCCAAGCACCAGCAGUGGAAAAUUACGUCGUACAAAUCGCAGUAUUAGUGGCGAUCUGCGGGCGGCUAGUCGAGCACUAGAUUCCCAGCCUUCACUCGAUCUCGAUCAGCUCCCGUCUUCCUCCUCUUAUGACCCCGUCACCGACAAGGGCAAACGUCCGCUGCGAAAUAUGUCGGAUGUCUAUGAGGGAUGGGGUGAGACGCCCAAUUCCCCACGGUCGCCCAGCCGACCGCCUAGUGUCCGACGCCGUCGCAGCAUGCAACACUUACAAGACAUCGAAACUCGCCUCGACCAGCUCAUCUCCGAGAACCGUCUACUGAUCGCCGCCCGCGAUGAAGCCGAACAUAAGCUUAAGAAUUCCAGCGUCGCCCGUCGAAAGAGCGACCGUGCGCUCAACACCCGCGACGGCGAUCUGCGCGAUCGGGAAUCAGAGGUGGAACAGUUGAAGAACUCGGUGGAAUGGCUUCAGAGGGAGACGACUCGUCUGACCCAAGAGAACGAGGGGCUGACUGCAUCCAACUCUGCUCUCGCCGCCGCCCACGCCGCCGAGGUCAACACCGUGCGCGAGUCGUCCACACGCGAACUGGCCGAGUUGCAGUCACAACACACCCAACUCUCGUCCCAGAUGGAAGAUCGAGUUCGACAAGAGAUUGAGUCGGCUCUUGCGCAAAAAGACAUUGAAUUGCGCCGUCUGCGCACGGAACUUGAGGAGGCUCGUGAUAAGGUGAAGGAGCUUCAACAACAAAUUGCAGCCUCGGUACAUGACAAUGCCCUUGUCUUCCGUGAUGAAGAGUACUUCGAUGCUGCCUGCCAGAAGCUGUGUGGCCAUGUCCAAUCUUGGGUCGUGCGCUUCUCCAAGCACAAUGAUAAGCGUCGCUGCCGCCCACUCAGUGAGUUGCAGGAUGAAAAGAUCGCAGACCGUUUCGACAAUGCCCUUCUCGACGGCUCCGAUCCCGAUGCCUACCUAUCCGAUCGUGUCCGCCGCCGCGAUGUCUUUAUGUCGGUGGUCAUGACGAUGGUCUGGGAAUACAUCUUCACCCGUUAUCUCUUCGGCAUGGACCGGGAGCAACGUCAAAAACUCAAGUCUCUUGAAAAACAAUUGGGCGAGGUGGGCCCAACCCGUGCUGUGCAUCGCUGGCGAGCCACCACUCUAACACUGCUGUCCCGGCGACCAGCGUUUGCUGCACAACGUGAGAGCGAUACGGAGGCUGUUACUCUGGAGAUCUUCCAAACCCUAUCGCGGGUCCUCCCUCCUCCGUCUCAUGUUGAAUCUCAGCUCCUGGAUAAUCUCCGCAAGAUCAUGCGAGUAGCAGUCAGCCUGUCCUUGGAGAUGCGCACCCAGCUGGCUGAAUUCAUCAUGCUGCCGCCUCUGCAGCCUGAAUAUGAUACCAAUGGCGACCUUGCACGCCAAGUGUACUUCAACGCAGCCCUGAUGAAUGAGCGCAGUGGUUUGACAAACGACAACGGCGAGCUCGAAGCUCAACAGUCCAUUGUGCGCAUUGUGCUCUUCCCUCUUGUUGUCAAAAAGGGCAAUGAUGUGGGGGAGGGUGAUGACGAGGUUGUCGUCUGCCCUGCUCAAGUCCUCAUUGCCCGCCCCAGCAAAGACAAGAAAAUAUCAAGGAUGAUGAGCGGCGACCGCAUGUCCAUCGAUGCUUCCAAGUCGGUCCACAGUGUUGCACACAGUGUGGCACCAUCAUCUAUGAUGGACAUGAGCAAUGUGAUCUGA
Molecule: messenger RNA, 19419 nt
Organism: Penicillium concentricum
Lineage: Eukaryota; Fungi; Ascomycota; Eurotiomycetes; Eurotiales; Aspergillaceae
Gene: lah
Product: involucrin repeat protein
Exons: 4
Coding region: 1-19419 (6472 amino acids)
Source: RefSeq, a predicted model, not a curated record